CCUUGAUCCACGUGGAUGAGCUUCAUCCUGUGCUACAUACGCAGGCUCAUGGUAGCCAACUCUUUUCUCUGUUUCUUCAUCCAACUUGUAAACCAUGUCGACCACAUCUACCCCAACCUCGCCUACACCAGAACAGACUCUGCUUAACGGCUAUGUGGGUUUCGAUACCAUCACUCAGCAAAUUGAAAAAAAGAUGCUGAAGCGUGGCUUCCAAUUCAAUGUCAUGGUAGUUGGUCAAUCGGGACUCGGAAAAUCCACGCUCGUUAACACGAUCUUUGCUUCCCACCUGAUUGAAAGCAAAGGACGUCUGAAUGCUGACGAACCACCUCGACAAACUACCGAUAUUGAAACUGUUUCUCACACUAUUGUUGAGAAUGGUGUUCGACUUCGAUUAAAUAUCGUAGAUACCCCUGGCUACGGUGAUCAGGUCAACAAUGAAAAUUGCUGGGAGCCCAUCAUCAAAUAUAUCAAGGAUCAACACUCGGCCUACUUGCGCAAAGAGUUGACCGCGCAACGUGAUCGUUUCAUUACCGAUUCACGAAUUCAUUGCUGCCUCUUUUUCAUCACGCCAUCUGGUCACUCUUUGAAGGCCAUUGAUAUUGUCGUAUUGAAAAAGUUGUGCGAAGUGGUCAAUGUGGUCCCUGUGAUUGCCAAAUCAGACUCAUUAACUUUGGAGGAACGUGAGGCGUUCAGAAACCGCAUCAAAUCCGAACUCACGUUCCAUGGUAUCAAACUUUAUCCCUACGAAAGUGAAGAGGACGACGAGCAAGAAAUGGCACUGAACGAAACAAUUCGGGAACUGAUCCCAUUUGCUAUUGUUGGCUCCGAGAGAAAUAUCGUGGUCGAUGGUAAAGCGGUGCGUGGUCGAAAGACACGAUGGGGUGUGAUCAACGUGGAGGAUGAAAACCAUUGUGAAUUCUCCCAUCUCCGCAACUUUUUGACCCGAACUCAUUUGCAAGACCUGAUUGAGACCACGGCCCAAAUUCAUUAUGAAACGUUCCGCGCCAAGCAGUUGCAAGCCAUCAAGGAAUCCGCCGCGCCUCCCUCCCAAACCCCCGUAUCGCCCAUGGGAGCAUCCGAUGCCAUGGUCCCUACUGCUGCUUCAUCAUAGAGCACCCAUAUAAAAAAAGAACCAGAUCCGAUAUCACAGUAGAUAAUAAAUAGUAUUUGAUGAAUUCAUCGCAAUUGACACAGGAACCAUGAUUUGUAAAGCUGUUUGUAGA
This is a messenger RNA of Radiomyces spectabilis, 1223 nucleotides long. Its product is annotated as cell division/GTP binding protein. The record is from RefSeq and is a predicted model, not a curated record. Bases 95 to 1111 code for a protein of 338 amino acids. Gene Ontology annotation, biological process: cytoskeleton-dependent cytokinesis. Gene Ontology annotation, cellular component: microtubule cytoskeleton; cell division site; septin complex. Lineage: Eukaryota; Fungi; Mucoromycota; Mucoromycetes; Mucorales; Radiomycetaceae. The transcript has 7 exons. Gene Ontology annotation, molecular function: GTP binding; GTPase activity; molecular adaptor activity.